Messenger RNA from Dama dama (fallow deer), 9817 nucleotides. RefSeq names its product zinc finger protein 134-like. Bases 239 to 1735 code for a protein of 498 amino acids. The record is from RefSeq and is a predicted model, not a curated record. The transcript has 3 exons. Gene Ontology annotation, cellular component: nucleus. Gene Ontology annotation, biological process: negative regulation of transcription by RNA polymerase II. Gene Ontology annotation, molecular function: DNA-binding transcription activator activity, RNA polymerase II-specific; RNA polymerase II cis-regulatory region sequence-specific DNA binding; DNA-binding transcription repressor activity, RNA polymerase II-specific. Lineage: Eukaryota; Metazoa; Chordata; Mammalia; Artiodactyla; Cervidae.
ACGUGCAGAAGCGGGGCAUUCCCCGGAGACCGAACAUCCGCCAGUGGGACUUCUGGUGUAUUCCCGGCGGACAUUUUGAUUGCUGUAGAGUCUGUGGCCGGUCAGAAGUCCUGGUGUCUGGUGUUGGGAGCGAGGUGAAGGGCCAAGAAGGAAGAGGAGGCUCUGUGCUCACUGGACAGUAGCGGGUCUUAGGGCCUGGCCCACCGCCGGCUUCCGGGAGUAACCCGGCGGAAUCCAAAUGAGUCCUUGGAGUGUCUCUUCUGCUGCGCUGAGGGAACCAGCUGAGGGUAGUGUGACCUUUGAGGAUGUGGCCGUGUACUUCUCCUGGGAGGAAUGGUGUCUUCUUGAUGAGGUUCAGAUACACCUGUACCUUGAUGUCAUGCUGGAGAACUUUGCACUUGUAUGCAUGCUGGGUUCUUGGCGUGGAGUCCAAGAUGAAGAGACACCUUCUGAACAGAGUGAAUCUGCAGAAGGAGUCUCACAGAUUAGGACCCCAAGGGCCAUUUUGUCCCCUGAAAAGGCCCAGCCCUGUAAGAUAUGUGUCCCAGUCUUGAGAGACAUUUUGCAUUUGGCUGAAGUGGAAGGAACAAAUAGGACACAGAAAACAUACUCAUGUAGGGCAUGUGGGAAAGAAUUCUGUUUUACUGCAAACAUUCAACAGCACCAGAAGCAAUACAUUAGAGAGAAACCCUUUCAGUAUGAUAUGGUGAGAUCCUCAUUUUUGAAAAGCUGCACAAUUCAUGCAACAGGGAAUCUCUCUACCAACAUGGAGAUUGGGAAUGACUUCAAGGCCAACAUGGUAGUUCAGCCACAGGCCACUAAUACCAGGAAGAAACUGAACAACAGUAAGGAGUGUGAAGCUGUUUUUCACAGUGACAGAAGCCAUCAGAACUGGGGAGAAGGCAAGAUGGCCUCCAGCCACACAGACAUACUUGUUCAGAAUGAGAGAAUUCUCACUACUGAAAGGUCUUGUGAGUCCAACAAAGUUAGGAAUGCUGGCACCCAAAGAAAUAGUGUUACUCAGCACCAGAAAGUUCACACUGGAGAAAUGUCUUUUGAAUGCAGCCAUUGUGGAAAAUGUUUUACCCACAAGUCCGGUUUCCUUGCACAUCAGAGAUUUAACUGUGGAGGAACGUUUUAUGAUUGUACUGAGUGUGGGAAAUCCUUUAGCCGAAGGAAAUACCUCAUUGCCCAUAGAAAAAUCCACACUGGAGAAAAGCCUUUUGAGUGCAAGAAAUGUGAUAAAUCUUUUACCCGAAAGGGCAACUUAAUUGAACAUCAGAGAGUUCACACUGGAGAAAAGCCUUAUCAGUGCAACCAAUGUGGAAAGUUUCUUGUCAGCAAAUCUAGUUUGUCUGUACAUCAGAGAGUUCAUAGUGGGGAAAGACCUUAUAAAUGCAGUGAAUGUGGGAAAUAUUUUAUUACUAGGUCUGCCCUCUAUUCUCAUCUGAAAGUUCACACUGGAGAAAGGCCUUUUGAGUGCACUGAAUGUGGGAAAUCUUUUACUAGUAAGUGGAUCCUUUGUAACCAUCAGAGAGUACACAGUGGAGAAAGACCUUUCGAGUGCAGUGAAUGUGGGAAAUUCUUCAGCCGAAAUGAACAACUCAGUGCUCAUAUGAAUGUUCACAGUGGAGAAAAACCGUAUGACUGUAGUAAAUGUGGGAAAUCUUUUCCUGCUAGGUCAAGACUUCGUCAUCAUCAGAGAGGUCACACUGUUGAAAGGACUUUUAAGUGAAGUUAUCCUUUAGCCAGAGACAGCUUCUGCAUAUCCACGGGAAAAUCCUCACUGGAGAAAAGCCUUUGAGUGAAGGAAUGUGAUAAAUCCUUCACCGACAAAUUCCACUUGUUUAAACAUCUAAAAGUUUCAUACUGUAAGGGGCCUCGUGAGUAUAUCAAAUAUAUAUGGUACUGACGUUGGCGGAAUUUGAGGUGGUAACAGGGUGGGAAGUACUUGUGCAGUCACUGUGCAGCAAAUGGCCCCCUUCUAGGGAGGAAACUGAGCAUAGAAAUGAUGUGUCAUCUAUUUGUGAUCUCCCAGGAGUGGACAUGGAUAUGGAUUCAGUGCCAGGCUGCCUUGUUCAGGAUGUGGGCCGUCUGUUCACCUCAGUCCUCUUCCACCCACCCCGUCGAUUUUGAGGACUGAAAGAACACCUUAUCCAUCCUCAUACUUCUGCCCUGCUCCAUCCCCACCAGAAUAUCUCUGCUCAUACCCCAGUCCCUUUCUGAUGAACAGUAGUUUCUUUUCUGUGGCAUUCAACAUUAUUGCCAUUUGAGGUGUCUAACUUAGAGAGGUAGAGGGACUUCCAUAACAGCUCACUACUGCCAGACCAUUCAUAUGUGUGGUUCUUCUACACUGCGCAUGGCCACUGGCUUCUCUUCUGUCCCUGGGAGCAGGGACUGUCCACACCCGACAGGGCUCUGAGCUCUACCUCUCCCAGUGUACCUCUCCUUCCUGCAAGCGUCCUCCUGAGAUAAAUUCUUCUCAGGGACGGCAGCAUGAAACCAGCCAGCCUGGAAAGGAUCAUUGUCCUUGUUUCCCCAUCACGUGGUUUACCCGCUUACCAUUCUGGACAGUGUAAGGGACACUGAAUGACUAAGAAUGUCUUCUGUGGGCCUCACAAGGCCUGGUCCCCAAGGCUUCUCUUCCUAACCCCUUUACCCAUCAUCACACUUGACCUACCUAUCUUAAAAACUAAGACUUGGAAAAAAAAAAACAAAACUAAGACUGAAUUCAGGCCAAACCCUUUAAUGAAGACUGUAAAACCUCAUUUAGAAUUAUAAUUUAAAUUGCAUUUCCUUCAGAAUUAUUAAUGUUGAGCUUUUUUUUUUUUCUCUCCAUGUGUCUAUUUUGUACCUGUAUCUCUUGUUUGGUUAAAUUUCUGUUCUUUUGCAUAUUUGAUUUUGUAUGAUUUGGCCAUUUUCUCUUUCCUUGACAAAUAUGGGAUUGGGGAAACAAAGACAUUUGUGAUAUUUCAUUCAUUCACCAAUAAUGUGAAUGACUUCUGCAUGGAAUUGUAAUUUAGAGUACUAAAAGAGUGUUUUUUUGUUUUCCUCACUUUUUUUUUUUUACUAUGCAUAAUAUAAUGGCCCCAUACAUUAUAAAGGGUUUAAAUAAAUCUGCCUUGUUAACAUAUGCUACCUCAAUCUUAAGUCCAGACAUUGAAUCAUAUAGUAAAUUAAGCCAUGAUUUGUAGUGUUUGCCAAUUUUCCUGGUGUAUAUACUCUCAUCAUAGCCAGUAGUCACACUGAGAACAUAAUGUCACUGAACAUGGAGUUGGGAAGCAUUGCCAGUAGCCCACCAUUGUCUGUGUGUGUUUUUCUAUCAUACAGAUACAGCCACUUAAGAAUGUAGCUAAUAAAGCCAUAGUAGAAUGAUUUUUUUAAAAUUUAUUUUUGUCUGUGCUGUAUCUUCCUUGCACACAGGCUUUCUCUAGUUGGAUCCAGUGGGAGCUACUCUUGUUGCUGUGUGCAGGCUUCUCAUUGCAGUGGCUUCUCUUGUGGAGCACUGUCUCUAGAGAGUGUGGCCUUUGGUAGUUGCAGCUUGCAGGGCCUAGAGCACACGGGUUUCAGUAGUUGUGGCCCAUGCGCUCUAGAGGGCUGGCUUAGCAGUUUUUGUGCACGGGCUUAGUUUCCCCAUGGCAUGUGGGAUCUUACCGGACUAGGAAUUGAACUUGUGUCUCCUGAAUUGGCAGGCAGAUUCUUAACCACUUGACCACUAGGGAAGCCCCAGGAUGAUUUUUUAAAGAGAUAGGUUUUGCGUAUUUGUUUUAAAAAUCAUUUAAUGAAUGUGGAGUUGACUUACAAUAAACUGCACAUAUUUUAAAAUGUACAUUUUAACUUUGUGAUACUUGUGUGUACCUCUGAAAAUGGUUUCAUCCUGCCAGUUUUAAUUCAUUCUCAACAUUAUGAUACAAGAGCAUAUUCUACUUUUGUAAUGACUGUUUUCAAAUGUAUAUAUAAAUGAAAUAACUGUUGGAUCCUACCUCUGUCUUACCUCAGUUUCUUAUAUUUAAAUUUUGAGACACAGAAUAGGCAGGCCUACUCCUGACCCCAUGAUGGGUAUUUGGGUAGUUGAAUUUUUCAUGGCCUUGUUUUCCUUCAGCCUGCCAUGAUUAGAUGAGACUUUAUAGGAAGACUUGUCAGGCAGUCAUGUGUAUUUGUAGCAUCUGUAGCUGUAGGUGUUUGAGUCGCCUAUGCAACAUUAGUUGUUCUUUGAAUAGAAAUUCAAAACAUGCUCUUGAACAUCACUUGAUGAAAAUCAAAUCCUUUUCCAAGGACGUUUACAGCUAUUAAAAAGUAUUUACCCACUACUUUGAAUGUUUAUUUCAAACCAGUUACUGUAAUAGUUGAUAUAUUUGGGUUUAAAUACAUUUUGUUAUUUUUGUGGAUUUCUUUUCCUACCCCUUGUUUUUUAUCUUCUCCUUAAAACAAUUUUAAAUUUUAUUAUUUCAAAUUCAGUUUGUUUAUUAAACUAAAAAUUUUAACACAUUACAGCACAGUUGUAAAUACUUCUAGACAUUACAAGGAGUAUCAAGUAUUGAUUCAUUUGUUCCAUAGGAAUAUAUGUUCUUCCAGCUAUGCAUAAGAAUUCUUUCAUUCUAAAUCUCUAGGCAAAUAUUGUUCAUACCUUACACAGUUAAUGACAUGUGUGUCAAGAUUCAGAUGUAUUUCUCAAAUCAUCAUUCCUUUCUAUCACCAGUUAUUCUUGAACUGGAAUUAUAGUCACCUUUCCACUGUCUUUAAAUAGAACCUUAGCUUUCCUUUAUAUGUGUUAAUUUUGAAUUAAUUUUCUCACUUCCAAUCAUUUUGUUGCAUCCAUUCUUGAAUGACAAAUUUGUUGACAUGUUUGCUGUAUAUAGAAAUUGUGGUUUGUGAUUUUCUUUUCUGCUGUAGGCAUUGUUUCAUUGUGUCCCAUUCUGUAGCUAUAUAUAGGAAGGAAUGGUGAGAAAUAACAUCAUUUUGUUUACAUACUUCUUGUCUCAGCAUAGACUAAGAACAGAGGGGCUACCAUUUAACUUGAGACCUAAUAAGUGGAGGUGGUUUACAGUUGUCCCAGUAAAAAGGGCUGAAAGUGCUGAAUGUAUAGGUAAAAUAAUAAAUGAGUGUCUGGUGAUCAAACUGAGGAAUUGUAGUAGAAACUGGGUAAGUUCUCUCCAAUCCAGUUUCCUCUUUUUCUGAAUACCCAGCUUCCCUUUUGCUUGAGUUGAAUGGUAUGAAUGUGUUUUACACACACAAAAAAUGGGCAGAAAUAAUUGUGAAGUUGGGUCAGAACAUGGUUAGGUCUGAAAAUUAAACUAAAAUUAAACUAAAAAUUAAAUUAAACUAAAAUUAAAGGAGAAAAGCAUAUAAAUGUUACUGAAUUUUUACACAUACAUCAGCGCCUUCACAUGAGAAUGAAAACCUGAAGAACUGACAAGAGUGGCAAGGUUUGUUUUAUACAUUUAGGCCAAAAAAAUUAACUGUUUUAAAAAUGACAAAAACUAGGGGUUUUGGCUAUAGGUAGUGAAUUGGUGAAAAAGUAACAAGGUAUGUUAAUGCAGUUUUCUCCACUGUGAAUUCUUUGUCUCUAGUGGUUAGAAUGUACCCGCUGUACAGAGAAGGACCUUUCACCUGGGAAAUUUAUCUACUUUUAGGGAAGCAAGAUGUGGGGGUGAUGGGAGGUAGGAGUGGGGGGAAGUCAGAGUGAACUUCCCUAAUUCAAUGGGUUUUUUUUCACCUCUUUGAGCUUGAGUUAUCCAGUAUGCCAAGGGGCCAAUUUUUGAGGUACUGUGUCCUGAAUUCAACAAGAUCAACAAGAAAAAGGUUAGGAAAGACCCCCCACAAUACACACACCUACCCAGUCAGCACACAGCCUGUCCCCCUGUGAGUUGAUUCUUCCAGGGAAGUGGCAGUGAUCCCACCAGUUACAUUGUAAGGGGUUGUGACCCCCUCUACUCUCUUACAAGUGAUUUUCUUUCUUUCCCCUCUAUAUUUUGACCUUAAAGUGGGAUCUUAGUCCCCUCACCAGGGAUUGAACCUAUGCCCUCUGCAGUGGAAGUGUGGAGUCUUAACCACUGGACCACCAGGGAAGUCCCCCAAGUGAUUUUCAUCUGUUCCUUUCUGUAACUGUUGACUGUUGGUCUCCAACAGCUCUUUACCUCCUUGGGUUUCCCUGCUUCUUGGGGUUUCUUUUCCAGACACCCCUGAAUGGGAGAAGACCUGGACAGGGCUUCGGGAUCACUGUGGGCCUCUUGGUUCUUGUUUGGGCUUUUCAGGUGGACCAGAGCCCAGGGAUGUAGGGGGAACCCCAUGAAGGUUAGUCCACUGAAACUCUUCCUGCUCCCCUCUUCCACAUGGAGCUUGAUGAGGACUUUUCCUCCCUGGCCCCCUUCCCCCUCAGAGGGGACGAUGAGAAAGGAGGUGAACCAGGUGGGGUACAGAGUGGGGAAUGGGGCCGCUGCAGACUCCCAGAGACAUCUGGCAUUGGUGGUUCCCCAGGAGGGCUGUUUAGGAAGGACUCCUAGACUGAGACCCCUCUCUCAUUCCAUAGGCAGUAUCCCCCUCUCUCACUCAGGCUGUGGAGUAGUGACUGGAUCCUAGACACAAAAUUCAGAGUGUUUGCCCUAAGCUGAGCCCUGCCUUUUCAUCACUGUGGUCCUGGCUCCCACCCAGGUGUGCACCCCCAGGUCACAGCAUUGAGUACCCCCCUUCCAAUCGGGUCCAGAGGCUGCACCAAGAAGAGCAAGAAAGAAAAGGAGCUUUGCCCACUUUCGAGGGGCUCAGUUCUCCCUGGGAUUCCCCUGCCUCCAGAUUCCCAGUGUGGGGAGCCAGCCUCAGGGCUGUGCCCUCUGCAUUGUAGCCAACACAUCCUCUGGAAGGUACCCCAGGACAGGGAGCCACCCAACCAGGUGGCCCUGAUUUCAUCUUCCUGGAUUCCUGGGGACACCAUGGCCUUGAACCAUGCCCCUCUCCCACCUCUCCUCACCUUUAGGUACUUGAUCUCUGUCUGGAGGCAGAGACAGCUUGCAGGAGGACAGAAAGGGGCCCCUGACUUGCACAGAGAGUUCCCUGGGGACCUGCAGGCAGUUUCUCUGCCCUCGUGGAGGGACCCUACAGGGACUGAGGUGCCAGUGGUGGCCCAGAGCCAGACUGUGUGGUGCAUAUAGACAAGGGACAAUAAAGCAGGCCCUAAAGGAAGAAGGCAGCUUGAUAAAUGAAGAUACAUAGAUGUCUUAUACACACACACACAUCUGUAUACCAAAUAUGAUUUUACUUUUAUGAAACAAAAAACACCUUGUAUCUGAAUAUAUAUGUCUAGUUGAGGGGUGCAGCCAUGUGCAGAAAGAGUAAAACAUACCAUGCUGCAGGAACUCUCCUGCUCUGUUGGUGGGAAUGUAAAUUGGUAUAACCAUUAUGAGGAACAGCAUGGGGGUUCCUUACAGAACUAUGUUUACAACUACCCUAUGAUCCACUAACCCCACUCCUCAGCAUAUAUUACAGAGAAAACCAUAAUUUGAAAAGAUGCUUGCACCCCAUUCCCUUUGUUCAUUGCAGAGCUAUUUACGAUAGCCAGGACAUGGAAGCAACCUAAAUGUCCAUCGACAGAAGAGUGGAUAAAGAACAUGUGGUAUACAUAUAAUGGAAUAUUACUCAGGCAUUAAAAAUAAUGAAAUAAUGCCAUUGGCAGCAUUAUGUGUUGUCAUAUUGAGUGAAGUAAGUCAGAGAAAGACAAGUAUAUGAUACCAAUUAUGUGAGGCCUUGGUACAGAUGAAUUUAUUUACAAAGGAGAAACAGGGUGGGAAGCAGGGGAGAAAUUGGGAGAUUGGGAUUAACAUAUACACAGUAUUAAAUGUAAAAUAGAUAGCUAAUAACUCACUGUAUAACACAGGGAACUUUAUUCAGUAUUCUGUAGUAACCUAUAUGAAAAUAUAAAAGGAGUGGAUAUAUGUUUAACUUAUGAAUCAACUAUACUCCAAUAAAAAAUAAAAGACAAGGAAAAAUAUACUGUGGUGCAAGCUUUGUGUUCGUCUUUUUAAGAUUUAUUUAUUAAUUUUUUUGGCUGGUCAUUGUUGUUGCACAUGGGCUGUCUCUAGGAGAAGAGCAGGGCCUACCCUUCAUUGCAGUGCGAGGGCUUCUCAUGGUGGCUCUCUUGUUGCCAAGCACAGGCUGUAGGGCUCGAGGGUUUCAGCACUUGUGGGUUGCAGUCUCUAGAGUGUGGGCAUGUAGCAUCUUCUCAGACCAGGGAUCAAAUGGGUGUUCCAUGUAUUGCAAGGUGGAUUCUUAACCAGUGGGCCAUCAGGAAUGCCCCAAACCUUGUUCUUGUUCCUGAGCCUUUUCACUUUCUUUUUCACAAGUUUGUAUACUGAGGUACACCUUUAUUAACAGUCACCAUUUUCAUAUUUCAUUCAUUUGAAGUUGCAAUGUAUAUUGAAGAACAGGGCUUCCUGGUGGCUCAGACUGUAAAGAAUAUGCCUACCAAUGUAGGAGACCGGGGUUUGAUCCCUGGGUUAGGAAGAUCUGGAGAAGGGAGUGGCAACUCACUCCGGUAUUCUUUCCUGGAAAAUUCCAUGAGCAGAGGAGCCUGGCGGGCUACAGUCCAUAGGGUUGCAAAGAGUCAGACACGACUGAAGCAGCUGAGCGCACACACAGAUUGAAAAACCUUACAGUUGCCCAGCUUCAAGACCAAAGAGCCCAGAGACAGCAGUGGUUUAAUGGACAGGGGAUCUUACCCAAAGCAAGGUCCUGAAGAAAUACACCUACCAUGGUCCACAGACAGCAGGCAGGAUGUAGCAGCAGUCUUUUUUUUUUCUUUUUCUUUUUUUUUUUUACUGGGGAUGAGAGGGAGGUUACCUGCUUUAGGGGGGACUGACGUGAGGUUGACUCAUUGGUUCUCAUGGAAACCAGCAGAAGAGCACACCACUCCCAGCCUCUUUGACGUACUGUCAAUGUUUAGAAGUUAGAAAAACAAUCACUAGCUGGGGCUAGAGCAAGAAGAUAGAGUUUUUAGUAUGCAUUUACAACUAAUGGAUGUCUAAUUCCAUAUAACACUAUGGCUUCCUGGGUAGUUUGCAUAUUUGGCUGUGCUAGUUCAUAGUGGCAGCACUGGGAAUCUUCAAUCUUCAUUGCAGCUUGCAGGAUCUUUAGUUUGCAGCAUGUCGUAUCUAGUUCCCCAAGCAGGGAUCGAACCCAGGCUCACUAUGUUGGGAAUGUAGAAUCUCAGCCAAUGGGUCGCCAGGGAAGUCCCUGAACACCUUAUUUAUUUAUUUAUUUUUUAAUAAUUUUGUUUUCAUUUUUAUUUUUUAUUUCUUGGGUACACUGGAUCUUCAUUGCUUUGCAUGGGGUUUCUUUAGUUGCAGUGAGCGGGAGCUACUGUUCCUUGUGGUGUGUGUGCUUUUCAUUGCUGUGGAUUAUCUUGUUGCAAAGCAUAGGCUCCGUGCACGUUGGCUCAGUAGUUGGGGCUCACAGGCUCUAGAGCUCAGGCUUGGUAGUAGUAGUAGAUGGGCUUAGUUGCUCCCUGGCAACUAAUCUUUUAAACACCAGCUACCUGUUGUAGUCAGAUUUCCUGCAGCCUGGGUGUAUAGUAUACCUCUGAACAGUCACGGGUCACCAGCAGAUGUGGUCCUGGUAAAAGCUAUUGAUAGAAGAGUGAUUUGUAGACAUGCCUUUCACCUUGGGUCACAUCCAGUCUUUGUGUCCUGGACAUGGUGAGAGGAGCUGCUUCCUCAAUUUGACUCCAGCUUCAUAUCCUGAACACAAUUUUAUGGACUGCUGCUUUCGUGUGUCAUGUACAAUUGUGUGUCAUUCCCUCCAAUAAAGUCAGCAAGAACUUCACCAUCAC